Messenger RNA from Prosopis cineraria, 558 nucleotides. RefSeq names its product carnosic acid synthase-like. The coding region runs from base 1 to 558 and encodes 185 amino acids. The record is from RefSeq and is a predicted model, not a curated record. Gene Ontology annotation, molecular function: monooxygenase activity; iron ion binding; oxidoreductase activity, acting on paired donors, with incorporation or reduction of molecular oxygen. The transcript has a single exon. Lineage: Eukaryota; Viridiplantae; Streptophyta; Magnoliopsida; Fabales; Fabaceae.
AUGAAAAGGAUCCAACAAGAAUUGGGAAGCAUAGUGGGAAAAGAUAACGCAGUAGAAGAGUCUCAUAUUCACAAGCUUCCAUACUUACUCGCUGUUCUAAAAGAAACUCCAAGGUUGUAUCCAAUUCUUCCACUAUUAGUUCCUCAUUGUCCAAAUGAAACUGCAACUAUAGGAGGCUACACAAUCCCCAAAGGUUCUCGUGUUUUUGUGAACAUGUGGGCAAUACAUAGAGACCCUUAUGUUUGGGACAAUCCUUUACAUUUUGAUCCUUCCAGGUUCUUAGAUUCACAGUUGGAUUUCAAAAGUAAUGACUUUGGUUAUUUACCAUUUGGGUCUGGACGAGGAAUAUGUACAGGAAUAGCCUUGGCUGAGAAGAAUUUGUUGUAUUUUGUUGCAACAUUAAUGCAUUCAUUUGAUUGGAGAGUGCCUCAAGGCCAAACCACGAUUGAAAGUUAUUUGAUUCAAAAUGUGAACAAUCAUGUUGACAUGAGCGAACUUGCAAACCACAUAAUUGAUUUUCCAAACAAUAUAUAUUGCGUCUUGUUGAAAUAUUCAUGA